AUGUUUGUAAGCGAUUUGGGUAAUUUGAUACGGCUGUACAGUGAGUGGCAUUCUCAUUUGCUACCUUACUAUUCGUUUGAUCAGUUUGUGCAUAAAGUGCAACAAGUCGCUGCUACUAAACGUGUGAAGAUUUGUAUAAACGAACUGAGAGAAAGAGUCGCCAGGGGAGUUGAUCCAAACAAGUUAUACGAAAAGCAGGAGGAAAAUGCUCUUCACUCUGAUGAUGAAGGUAACACAGAUAUGGAUCAUCCAAGUCAUGACGAGGAAAACAUACCAUCGAAGAGCGUAGAUGUUGAUGCUGAUACAAAUGCUGAUGCUUUCCAAGACAGUAUGUUGAAUGAGAUAUUCGAUAAUGCAAUGGAUUCGAGACAUACUUCGAAGCUACCGAGCGAUGAACUAAGCAAUGAACUGACGGAAGAGCAAAGAGCACGUAUGGAAGCUAAUAGAUUGAAGGCAAUGGAGAGAGCUCAGAACAUUUCCGAGGAACAGAGACUACGAAUGGAAGCUAAUAGGCUAAAGGCUCUCGAGAGAGCCAAAUCAAGGCUCGAACCAAAUCAAGAUUAG
Molecule: messenger RNA, 564 nt
Organism: Thlaspi arvense
Lineage: Eukaryota; Viridiplantae; Streptophyta; Magnoliopsida; Brassicales; Brassicaceae
Source: the annotation of a GenBank genome assembly